This is a messenger RNA of Entelurus aequoreus (snake pipefish), 6824 nucleotides long. RefSeq names its product plasma membrane calcium-transporting ATPase 1-like. The transcript is spliced from 21 exons. Gene Ontology annotation, cellular component: membrane; intracellular membrane-bounded organelle. Gene Ontology annotation, molecular function: P-type calcium transporter activity; ATP hydrolysis activity; ATP binding. NCBI's taxonomy places the organism in Eukaryota, Metazoa, Chordata, Actinopteri, Syngnathiformes, Syngnathidae. Gene Ontology annotation, biological process: calcium ion transmembrane transport; regulation of cytosolic calcium ion concentration. Bases 2738 to 6466 code for a protein of 1242 amino acids. The record is from RefSeq and is a predicted model, not a curated record.
AAGUGGCUUCGAUCAAGUUUGUGUUUCGUCGCUUUUGGCUUCUAAACUUGAGUUAAAACGUUAAAUGUGGACUUUGUCUCUUUUAAUUUAAUGUUAUUAGAUUGUUGUAGCCUUGUACAACCACUGGAACAAUAUUUCCGAAUUCCAACUAACACAUUUAUCACUUAAAUGUAUGCGUGGUUAUUGUAAGCCUCCUGUCGCAUUAUUGUUGUAUUGCGACAUUUAUAUAUAAUAUUAUUAUUAUAUAUUAUAACAGUAAAGGCAACGAGAUGAAUAACUACAUUUUCUUUAGCUUGUAAUGUGCAAAACAACCGCGAGAUGGCGACACAUUGCUGCAGGCUGAUAUCAGGUCAGCAGUACUCGGACUACUUUAUCAAAGGUCAAGGGUCACAGCAGGGGGUCGCUACAGGCAAUAGUUGUACUGUGAAUUUUUGUGGCCUGGUCUAUGCAACCCCGCUUUUGUAGACCUUAUCCUUGUAACAUACGGCUGUAUACGUUUUUAGAAGAUAUAGACCAGGACCCUGUAGACCUCGCCUAUAUAGCUCCAAACCUGGGUAGCUCAGGACCAUGUGGACCAGGACCAUCUCUCCCUGUUGACCUGGUCUGUAUAUCUCUGCAUCAUGUAGACCUGGACCAUUUAGCCAUGAGUCCUAAAAGCUUUGCCCUCCGAUUCCUGGUCUUAUAGCUCUGAUCUGUGUCGCUUAACUUUAUAGCACUUGUCUAAGUAGCCUUAGUCUAUCUAGACCUGCUCCUAUAGCCCUGAUCUACGUCCCUUAACUUUAUAGCACUUCGUCUAAGUAGCUUUAGUCCAUCUAGACUUGGUCGUAUAGCGCUGAUCCCUGUCACUGACCUUUAUAGUUCUGGUCUAAGUAGUCUUAGUCCAACUAGUCCUGGUCCUGUAGCUCUGAUCUAUGUCCCUUAACUUUAUAGCAGUCGUCUAAGUAGCCUUAGUCCAUCUAGACCUGGUCCUAUAGCUCUGAUCCCUGUCACUGACCUUUAUAGUACUGGCCUAAGUAGCCUUAGUCCAUCUAGACCUGCAGGUCUUAUAACCCUGAUCCAUGUCCCAUAAACUUUGUAGUACAGGGUCUAAGUAGCCUUAGUCCAUCUAGACCUGGUCCUAUAGCCCUGAGCUAUGUCCCUAAAUGUUAUAGUACUGGUCUAAGUAGCCCUAGCCCAUCUAGACCUGGUCCUACGGCUCUGAUCCCUGUCACUGACCUUUAUAGUACUGGUCUAAGUAGCCAUAGUCCACCUAGACCUGGUCCUAUAGCUCUAAUCCCUGUCACUGACCUUUAUAGUACUCGUCUAAGUAGCCUUAGUCCACCUAGGCCUGCAGGUCUUAUACUCUGAUCCGUGUCCCAUGAUUUUUAUAGGUCUAGGUAGCCUUGGUCCAUUUAGUCCUAGUCCUAUAGCCCUGGUUCAUGUACCUUUAUAAUCCUAGUCUAAGCAAUCUUGGUGCAUCUAAACCUGGUCUUACAGCUCUGAUCCCUGUCUCUGACCUUUAUAGUACUUGGCUAAGUACCCUUGGUCCAUUUAGUCCUAGUCCUAUAGCCCUGGUUCAUGUACCUGACCUUUAUAAUCCUAGUCUAAGCAGUCUUGGUGCAUCUAAACCUGGUCCUACAGCUCUGAUACCUGUACCUGACCUUUAUAGUACUUGUCUAAGUACCCUAGGUCCAUCAAGUCCUAGUCCUAUAGCCCUGGUCCAUGUACCUGACGUUUAUAAUCAUAGUCUAAGCAGACUUGGUGCAUCUAAACCUGGUCCUACAGCCCUGAUCCCUGUCCCUGACCUUUAUAGUCCUAGCCUAAGUAGUCUUGGUCCAUCUAGACAUGGUCGUACAUCUCUGAUCCAUGCCCCUCACCUCUAUAGUACUGGUCUAAGUUGCCUUAGUCCAUCUCGACCUGGUCCUACAGCUCUGAUCCAUGCCCCUGACCUGGACAGUACUGGUCCAAGCAGCCUGGGUUCGUCCAGACCUGGUCCUACAAGCCGUGAUCCAUGACCUGACCUGGACAGUACUGGUCCAAGCAGCCUGGGUUCGUCUAGACCUGGUCCUACAAGCCCUGAUCCAUGCCCCUGACCUGGACAGUACUUUCCAAGCAGCCUGGGUUCGUCCAGCCCUGGUCCUACAAGCCCUGAUCCAUGCCCAUGACCCUUAUAGUCCUGGUCUAGGUAGCCUUGGUCCAUCAAAACCUGAUCUCACAACUGUGACUCAUGAAUCCCAGGUCCAUGCAGCCCUGAUGCGUGAAGAACCAUGUACCCCCCCCCCCCCCCCCGCCAAGGUGUUGCACGUGCAUGUGGGCGGAGCUCCCAGGGGUGGGCGGAGCUAGCGUGGCGGCGGCAGCAGCAGUGUGGCCACAGAUUGUCUAAUUAGAUUAGGUGCGGCUUUCCUCAGAUAAUCAUGUAGCAAGCUCCUGUUUUUUCCUGCCGUGGAGAGAAGCCUGCGAGCUCGCUGAAGGACACACCACCUCUCUGACCCGCGCGCCGCUUCGAGGACGCCACCGUGUGUGUUGCUCCUGUGCGUGUGUGUGUGUGUGUGUGUGUGUGUGUGUGUACGUAAUGGCCACUUUCAGGAGGCGUGUGUGUGAUGCUCAGAGUACUCAGACCAACGCUAAGACCUGCUGCUCACUAGAGGCCAUGGAGGAAGUUCAUUCACAGAGUCCAGGCCAGACCAGGGCCGCGCCUCGGGCCGACCACUGAGUCCGCGUUCUUCCCGCAAGGCCUGAGUGGCGCACGGAAGGAGACAUGGCCAACAGCUCUUCCCGCGACGCCAAACAUGGCCGCCGCGGCGAGGCCUACCUGGACACGGAGUUCAGCUGCUCGCUGAAGGAGCUGCGCUCGCUCAUGGAGCUGAGAGGGGCCGAGGCCGCCGCCAGGAUCCAGGAGAGCUACGGAGACGUGAACGGACUUUGUGCCGGACUCAGAACAUCCCCAGUUGAAGGUGUGGAUGCAACGUGGGAGGACUUGGACCGAAGGAAGCAGGUGUUCGGACAGAACGUCAUCCCCCCCAAAAAGCCAAAAACCUUUGUGCAGUUAGUGUGGGAGGCACUGCAGGAUGUCACGCUCAUCAUCCUGGAAGUGGCCGCCAUCGUCUCUCUUGGCCUUUCUUUCUACAGACCGCCAGACGUGGACAGACAGAGUUGUGGCAAGGCGGCGGGCGGCGGGGGCGAGGAGGGCGAGGCGGAGGCGGGCUGGAUCGAGGGCGCGGCCAUCUUGCUGUCGGUGGUGUGUGUGGUCCUGGUGACCGCCUUCAACGACUGGAGCAAGGAGAAACAGUUCCGUGGUCUGCAGAAUCGCAUCGAGCAGGAGCAGAAGUUCUCCGUGGUCAGGGCGGGUCAGCUGACCCACAUCAACGUGGCCGACAUUGUGGUCGGCGACAUCGCCCAGGUCAAAUACGGUGAUCUGCUCCCCGCUGACGGCAUCCUGAUCCAAGGCAACGACCUGAAGAUUGAUGAGAGCUCACUGACGGGAGAGUCGGAUCACGUGAAGAAGAGUCAGGACAAAGAUCCUAUGUUGCUGUCAGGCACGCACGUGAUGGAGGGCUCGGGCAAGGUGGUGGUGACGGCGGUGGGCGUCAACUCUCAGACGGGCAUCAUCUUUGCCCUGCUGGGCGCCGGCGAGGACGGGGAGGGCGGCGACGAGGACAAGGCUGAGAAGGAGAAGAAGAAGAGGAGCAAAAGGAAAGAGGAGCUCAAGAAGAGGAAGAAAGACAAGAAAGCCAAGGAGAAAAAAGCCAAGAAAGAGAGGAACAAAGACGGCGCCACCGUGGAGAUGCAGCCUCUCAACGAGGACGCAGAGCAUGAGAAGAAGAAGAACAGCCCGAGGAAGAAGGACAAGUCCGUCCUCCAGGGGAAGCUCACCAAGCUGGCUGUGCAGAUCGGCAAAGCAGGUCUCUUCAUGUCGGCGCUCACCGUCCUCAUCCUCAUCACGCGCUUCUUGAUCGACACCUUCUGGGUGCAGGGCAUCCUGUGGACCAGCGACUGCGUGCCCAUCUACAUUCAGUUCCUGGUCAAGUUCUUCAUCAUCGGCGUGACCGUGCUGGUGGUGGCCGUGCCUGAAGGUCUGCCUCUGGCCGUCACCAUCUCCCUGGCCUACUCUGUCAAGAAAAUGAUGAAGGACAACAACCUGGUCCGCCACCUGGACGCCUGCGAGACCAUGGGCAACGCCACCGCCAUCUGCUCGGACAAGACGGGCACGCUGACCAUGAACCGCAUGACAGUGGUCCAGGCCUACAUCGCCGGCUGCUACCACAAGAAGGUGCCCGAGUCUGACCUCAUCCCCGCAAAGGUUCUGGACCUGCUGGUUCUGGGAAUUGGGGUCAACUGCGCCUACACCACCAAGAUUAUGUCCCCCGACAAGGAGGGCGGUCUGCCUCGCCAGGUGGGCAACAAAACCGAGUGUGCCUUACUGGGACUCACCUUGGACCUGCGGCGGGACUACCAGAGCGUCCGCAACGACAUCCCGGAGGAGAAGCUCUUCAAGGUGUACACCUUCAACUCCGUCAGGAAGUCCAUGAGCACCGUGCUGAAGAACCACGACGGCAGCUACCGAAUGUUCAGCAAGGGCGCCUCCGAGAUCCUGCUCAGGAAGUGCUGCAAGAUCCUGAUGGAAAACGGCGCGGCCAAAGCCUUCAAACCUCGCGACAGAGAGACGCUGAUGAAGACGGUGAUAGAGCCCAUGGCGUCCGAGGGUCUGAGGACCAUCUGCCUGGCCUACAAGGACUUCACACCCGCUGACGAACCUGACUGGGACAACGAGAGCGACAUCCUGGCUGGACUCACCUGUAUCGCCGUGGUUGGCAUCGAGGAUCCCGUACGACCGGAGGUGCCCGACGCCAUCAAGAAGUGUCAGCGUGCGGGCAUCACCGUGCGCAUGGUGACCGGGGACAACAUCAACACGGCGCGGGCCAUCGCCACCAAGUGUGGCAUCCUGCAGCCCGGCGACGACUUCCUGUGUAUGGAGGGCAAGGAGUUCAACCGACGCAUACGCAACCAGCUGGGAGAGAUCGAACAGGAGCGCAUCGACAAGAUCUGGCCCAAACUGAGAGUCCUCGCCAGGUCGUCUCCCACGGACAAACACACCCUGGUCAAAGGCAUCAUCGACAGCACCGUGUUGGAGCGCAGGCAGGUCGUCGCGGUAACGGGAGACGGCACCAACGACGGCCCCGCCCUGAAGAAAGCGGACGUGGGCUUCGCCAUGGGCAUCGCCGGCACGGACGUGGCGAAGGAGGCGUCCGACAUCAUCCUGACGGACGACAACUUCAGCAGCAUCGUGAAGGCGGUCAUGUGGGGCCGGAACGUCUACGACAGCAUCUCCAAGUUCCUGCAGUUCCAGCUCACCGUCAACGUGGUCGCCGUGGUGGUGGCGUUCACGGGCGCCUGCAUCACGCAGGACUCCCCCCUGAAGGCGGUGCAGAUGCUGUGGGUCAACCUGAUCAUGGACACCUUCGCCUCGCUGGCGCUCGCCACGGAGCCGCCCACCGAGGCGCUGUUGCUCCGCAGCCCGUACGGACGCAACAAGCCCCUCAUCUCGCGCACCAUGAUGAAGAACAUCCUGGGCCACGCCGUCUACCAGCUGACCGUCAUCUUCACGCUGCUCUUUGUGGGUGAGUCUCUGUUGGACAUGGACAGCGGCAGAGACGCGCCGCUGCACGCCCCGCCCUCCGAGCACUACACCGUGGUCUUCAACACCUUCGUCCUCAUGCAGCUCUUCAACGAGCUCAACGCCCGCAAGAUCCACGGCGAGAGGAACGUCUUCCAGGGCGUCUUCAAGAACCCCAUCUUCUGCUCCAUCGUGCUGGGCACCUUCCUGAUCCAGGUGCUGAUCGUGCAGUUCGGAGGCAAACCUUUCAGCUGCGUGAGUCUGAGCGUGGAACAGUGGCUCUGGUGCGUCCUGCUGGGCUUCGGCAGCCUCCUGUGGGGACAGCUGGUGUCCAGCGUCCCCACCAGCUGGCUGAAGUUCCUGAAGACGGCGGGGCACGGCACCAAGCAGGAGGAGAUCCCCGAGGAGGAGCUGGAGGAGAUGAAGGACCAGGACGAGAUCGACCACGCCGAGAUGGAGCUGAGGCGGGGACAGGUGCUGUGGUGCCGCGGCCUCAUGCGCAUACAGACUCAGAUCCGCGUGGUGAACGCCUUCAGGGACAGCGUGUCCCCGUACGAGAACCUGGAGACCCCCGAGUCCCGCAGCUCCAUCCACAACUUCAUGACCCACCCUGAGUUCCGCAUCGAGGACUCGGAGACUCAGAUCCCGCUCAUCGACGAGCUGGAGGGCGAGGACGACGCGCCCACCAAGCGCAACUCCAUAGCGGUGGCGCCGCCCGUCCACGCCUCGUCGGGCCAGAACAACAGCGCGGCGGAGCACCCCCUGCCGCCGCUCAAAGAUGGCCCCCGGGCCGCCGGUCUGAUCUCCGCCAACUCUGCGGGCCUGCCGCCGUGUCCGGGGAGCCCCCUGCACAGCCUGGAGACGUCGCUGUAAAGGCCCCGCCCCCUUUCACGACCACUUCCUGCGGCAUCCCGGGAUGCGAUGAAACAUUUGAAAGGACACGCCCGGAAGCACUCGCAGCUUCCAUCAUGGCCGCCUCACGCAGACGCUCCCUGGUUACGUUAAUAGGCGAUCAAUAAGCAAUAAUCAGGUGUACACUCGGGUCAAACGUAGACGUAGAUCGAUCAAUCGACCAGCUGUGACUUUUUGUUUGUAGAUUCGUGCACGUUCAUCUUUGAACUUUUGCUUGUAGGUCGUGUUUUCAAAAUGACAAGUCAGGAAAAAGAUAACCAGAACCUUCCAAGAUUAUUUUCAUUUAGUCAUUCAUCAUUAUUGGCAUUUAUACAUAUAU